UAUUUUCUUUUUUCUGCAGGUAUUUUGAGGCUAGCCGUUUGACAUGUUUUGGCAACGCUUUUCAGGCCCUGGCAGAUUAGACAGCGAUGCUUCUGCGGUCCGUGCAAACCGUCCUAUCCCACCGCAGUGUGGCGUGUAUUAUUAUGAAGUGUAUGUCAAAAGCAAGGGCCAGCAAGGCUAUAUAGGAAUCGGUGUAUGUAAUCCGAUGGUGGCUCUAGACCGACUACCAGGCUGGGAGCCACAAUCAUGGGGUUAUCAUGGAGACGAUGGUAAUAGUUUCGGAGGCUGUGGAAGCGGGCGUCCGUUUGGUCCAGUAUUCACCACUGGAGACACGAUUGGAUGUGGGAUCAAUUUUAGAGACAUGUCGCUUUUUUACACAAAGAACGGCACUUUUCUUGGCGUCGCAUUUCGUGAUUUGAAGGGUCCACUGUACCCGACAGUCGGCAUGAGGACAGCAGGCGAAAUUGUAGAGGCGAACUUUGGGCAGCAAGAGUUUGUCUUCAACAUUGAAGACUACGUCAAGGACGAGAAGGUGGAAGCUUGGCAAGCACUCGAAAACUCUUUGCAAAAUGCAGUUGCGACUAAGAACCACAUUGGCACAUUAUCACAGAAUUUGAGCCAGCUCGUCCUUUCGUAUAUGGUUCACCAUGGUUACUCUGAAAGUGCUAAGCAGUUCUCGAAUGACCUGGCUCCCCAGCCAUUGAAGCGUCGGGAUUCUUCUGGGAAGAGUUCGACAUCUACAUCAGCAGAGUCGAGCAGAUAUUUGCCCGUGGUUAUCGAUACUGAAAGACGGAAAGUUAUCAGACGGGCUAUUAUGACUGGCGAGAUCGACCAGGCCAUGGACUUGCUGGAGAAGAACUAUCCAGGCAUCAUAACCAAUGAUCCAGAGAUGGUCCUUCAACUACGCUGCCGCAAGUUUGUAGAGAUGGUCCACCAAGCAUCACAUCCGCUCCACACUUUGGACCACCAGAAAAGUUGUGUCGAUAAUGGAAGUGGACUCAUCAGGCACUCUGUAGUUGACACAGAACUGAAGGACAGGAACUUUGUUGAACAUAUGGAAGUGGACCAGGACAACGCAGACACAGCUCAUGCUGGAGCCGAGAACGAGGAACUUGAGGGCCUAGGCAUGCUAAAGGAUGCAAUUCAGUAUGGCCAGUUCCUGCAGGAGCAGUACAAGGAUAAUAGGCGACAAUCUGUGCAGGAGAUGUUGAUCAAUGCAUUUGCUGUUCUGGCUUAUGCAGACGUAGAUCACUCUGGAUCGGGGCACAAUCCCGGCACAAGGCCUAUAUCGCGCGAACAGGUCGCCAACACUGUCAAUACUACUAUCCUUGCAUCACAAAACCUUCCGACGACUGCACCCCUGGAGACAUUGUAUCGGCAGACGAGCGUGGUCAUGUCAGAGCUAACGCGCUUGGGCGUAGGCGAGGCUGCGUUCUUUGACCUUGACAAAGACUGUCUAAAAUAGUGGCCAUCCAGCCUUGUUAAUAAAGCGAGCUGUACGUUUCGGAUUCAGAA
This is a messenger RNA of Gamsiella multidivaricata, 1515 nucleotides long. RefSeq names its product concanavalin A-like lectin/glucanase domain-containing protein. The transcript is spliced from 7 exons. The record is from RefSeq and is a predicted model, not a curated record. Gene Ontology annotation, cellular component: cytoplasm. Gene Ontology annotation, molecular function: protein binding. Bases 44 to 1465 code for a protein of 473 amino acids. NCBI's taxonomy places the organism in Eukaryota, Fungi, Mortierellomycota, Mortierellomycetes, Mortierellales, Mortierellaceae. Gene Ontology annotation, biological process: cell surface receptor signaling pathway; cytoskeleton organization.